Molecule: messenger RNA, 5004 nt
Organism: Vanderwaltozyma polyspora DSM 70294
Lineage: Eukaryota; Fungi; Ascomycota; Saccharomycetes; Saccharomycetales; Saccharomycetaceae
Product: Tkp3 protein
Exons: 1
Coding region: 1-5004 (1667 amino acids)
Biological process (GO): DNA integration
Molecular function (GO): nucleic acid binding
Source: RefSeq, a predicted model, not a curated record
AUGGAAGCUUCAAUCAAAGCUUUACAAGAAUCAAUCGAAGCAUUGAAUGCUAAGAUGGAUGAAAGACAACAAGAAGAUCUUGCUUAUAGAGCCAAGAUCCAACAAAGUUUCGAAGCUAUGAACACAAUGAAUACCGACUUAGCAACUAAAUUAUUGGAAUUAAAAACCAAAGAUGACGAAGAAAGAAAAGUUUUAAAAGAAGCAUCAAUUGAAUUUACCAAGUUUCAAAAGGAGCAAGAGGAAAUUAAAAAGGAAGCUAAAGAACUAGGUGUUGAACUAAAAGAAGAAAGAAAACACGCUGAAGCAAUCUUGAAAAUGGAAGAACAAGCUUUACAAGCAAAAUUCGAAGAAGAAGACAAGAAUUUAGAAAACCUUAGAGACGGAAUUGCUGAAGAAGUACCAAAAUACCUUCAAGAAUUCAGAGGUGAAAUAAUUAAUCAAGUGAACAACCUGAUUGCCGAACAAGACAAUCCAACUCAAGGGAAGAUUAACAAUAACGAGAAACUACAAAAGGAAAAAAUACUAUUAUCAAAAAUUAAAAAACACUCAUCUUCAAUCAUAAUUGAUGAAGACAACCAAAUCAUUCUGGAAUGCACCAAAAGAUUUACUGACGCUAAUCUAACACCUACAACAUCGAUGACAAUCGAUAGUAUCUUUACCAAAGAUAACACUUUGGCUAUUCUGGAAAUACAACAGGCGCUAAUCAACAAAAGCGUCAAAUACAGUGACUGGAGCAUGUUCCUCUCACUCUGCUGCAAGAAAAACACGGCAUAUCAUUUGAAAGACGCAAGAGGAAAGAUUAUGCCCUGGAAAAACUGUCUUUUAAGUAUCUACAAAUUUUUCAACUUCCAGAAGGCCUCUUCAAUAGCAGAAGAUGAAAUUGUGACUCGCCAACUAUCCGAUGGUGACAAUGUGACUAUGUUCAUGUUACAACUCACAGAACUGGCUAGCACGAACAGAUCUACCAAUUUAUUUCAUAUCUUACUAAGAAAAUUAAAAAUAAUUAUGAGAAAGGAAUUUCCUACCUUGAAAAUUCCAAAUUUUUCGGACUUCAACAAUUACGAGGAUGUAGUCACAUACAUCAAUGAGUUUUUGCCAGAAGAUCAGAUAUAUAAAAACACAAAUACACAACCUACAAAACUUUUCGCCUUAAACACGUACCAAAACAGAAAUAAAAAACCUACACAGAAAACGUUCUACUAUUGCAAGAAUUGUACCUGUAACAAAUGCAAAAAUAUUAACCAAUACCAGAAGACCAAACCUGGUUUCUGCUUAAAUUGUUCCUGUACGAAAUGUACCUAUACCAAAUCAAAGUACUAUCAACAGAGACGUCCAAACAACGAAAAAGUUACCACUAAAAAGUUCAACAUAAACAACGUUGAACUCCCUCUAUCCGAUACAGACGAUUAUCUUCUACAGGAAGACGAUCUUGAUACACCAAAUUACCAUCAAUCCUUUGAUUCCGGGGAAGAGACCUUUUCCGAAGACGAUCAGAAACUGACUGAAAACAUUCUUAACAGUUAUAGCGACACAAACCAACAGGAGGAACCCAACUCACAUGACCCCUCUCCACGGGCAUCCGCAUCUAUGAAUUUCCUAGACCUCAACAACACAACCAUCAAGCCUUCAAACCCCAACCAGACCAACUUAAUCCUAGAUACAGGCGCCGAUGCAAACUUUAUUUACUUACCAAUUACCAAGCACAAACAACAAACAAUCAAUCCUUUCUUAAUCACUAUACUAGAUAUUAUUGACUGCGCACCUAUCAUAGUCAAACCAGCCAUAGGUGGAAAGUAUAUAAUCGAUAAAAGGGCAAGGAUUAAACUACAAAUAAACAACCUGCCUAUCGAACAACACUUUUUUAUCAUCCCUGAAGAACGCAAUAAUAUCAUUUUGGGAAAACCCCUAUUAAAAAUUUUGAAGUACCAAUUACAAGAUGAACAUGAAUCUAUCGAAAUAGAUGGUACACGGGUACUCAUUCCACCUGUCCUUUCCACACUGACUACAGAAUCUCAUAUACGAGUAAUUAAACAAAUCGAUAUCAAAGAACAGUUGAAAAAAGAUUUCCCAGCUGUAUUCGAUGAAACACUUCUUAACGCCUCUGAACCAAAACACAAUUAUAUCGCCUUCGUGAAACUCGAUAACUUCCCGUACCAUAAACCUAAAGCCUAUUUCACAAAUCAGUUACAAAAACAGGCCAUUAACCAAUUUAUCACACAAUCUCUCGAAUCAAAUAUGAUAUCACCUAUAGACACAGACGAAGUGGUAGCUCUUAGUCCGGUUUUUCCCAUCCAACAAUCUAAAGAUAAGAUUAGGAUUAUAACGGAUCUGAGAAAAGUCAACACACAUUUGCUGUACACACCGAGACCAAUACCUCCAAUACAACACAUUUUUAGCAACCUUGCUAAUAAAACCAUUUUUUCUUCACUGGAUAUUCGAAAGGCUUACCAACAGAUACCAAUACAAGGAGACAAAUUAGGCCUUAUCACAGAGCUUGGCAGUUAUAAAUUUAACCGCUUGCCUUAUGGUUUAGCUUCUGCUCCCUACUGGUGGGGUGAAUUCAUUCAAAAUAUCCUUAAACAACUACCCCAAUCCAAGGACACCAUAGUAUCCUAUUACUACGACGACCUUAUCAUCGCUUCUUCCACUAUCGCAGAGCAUUACACUACUUUAAAACACAUCAUGGCCCUGUUAGCAGAAAAUGGCCUAUCCCUCAGCUAUGAGAAAAUCCACAUUGCACAACCCAAAGUAUUGUUCCUCGGCUACGAAGUAUCGCAUAACCGCCUGGCCAUCGAUAAAGAGAAGAAAAAUACCAUUGCCAGAUGGGUUUUACCCGAAGACAAGAAAGCCAUCGAGAAAUUCACCGGUUUUGUUAAUUUUUUACGAAAUUUCAUACCAAACGCUUCUCAAUUACUGGCCCCGUUCUAUAGUUUUGCUACAAACAAACCAUCCAAUCAUGAAAAACCAAUUCUUCAAAAGGCUAUGAAAAAGAACUUUCAACUCAUAAAACAAUUGAUACUGAAAUCUCUUACCCUCAAACUAUUUGAUCCUCAAGCACCCACUAUUAUCUAUACCGACGCCAGUCUUACAGGCGCCGCCUCGAUUGUACUACAACCAGAAACUGUCAACGGAAAAACCACACUAUACCCAAUCACUUUCUAUUCACUCCGUUUCACCGACACGCAACAAAGGUACUCCACCGUCGAACGAGAAUUAUGGGCGGUCCUACACACUCUAGAAAAGGCCAGACUUGUACUGUCAUCUAGUAUUACCAUCUAUACCGACAAUCAAGGCAUCAUCAGCAUGGGAAAAACUGAACGUGCCACUCAUCCCAGAUUAACUAAGUAUCUUGAUUUAUUAAAUACCUACAGGUUAAAUUGGAAAUAUAUCAAAGGAAGGGACAACCACGUCGCAGAUUACCUAAGCAGGUACGGAUUAGAUUCCCAACCUACAUUGAAUCUCGACGAAUGGGAAAAAUUCUCAGUCGACAUUAAACUUAAUGCCGUUACACACUCGGAUCAACAAAGUAAAGAAAACCCAAACUUAACUCAACAUACCACUAACGAACAUACCCAAAAGGCUCCCGAAGAAUCACGUGAACCAGCUACUGACACCACCGACCAACAGAAUAACGAAGGCACACCUGACAUCAUACAAGAUGUUCGUAAUCUAUCUUGGUCCCAAAUUUUGGACAUCCAACGUAUUAUUCGAGAACAUUUACCUAUCCCCCAAAUCUACCAGGACAUCAUACAUAUCUUCACAUGGGUUAACAAUAAUUUCUACAUCAUCUACCAUGAACAACUCCACCACAUACUUACCGAUGUGGAUUACAUUGAAAAGGCUACUUCAUUACAUAAUGCCUUUCAUGCCAACCACCGAAUCUUGGAACAGAUGAUGAUCCAGGAGAAAUUCUGGAACCCUAGACAUGCCAUAUUGCUUUUAGAUGUAAUAAGAAACUGUCAACAUUGUGAGAUCUACCAACGCUUCGUAGACUUACCAGUCGAACUACCCAAAAUGAAAAUAACGCCACCACUUACCCGAUGGCACCUUGACUUUGCGGGACCUUUGACAACAUGGGAUGAUUUCCAAUACUUUAUAAUCGCAGUAGAUUAUACCUCCAACCUCACAAUUACAAAACCACUAAUUUCACCAAAUUCUAAUGCCGUCACCGAUAUGAUUCUACAAAUAUACAGUAUGUUUGGUAAACCUAGAGCCAUCAUCACGGAUAAUGCACAAGCCUUCAGAUCAGAAAUAGUCGAACAAGAAGUAAAACGACUACAUUUGAAAUAUUAUCAAAGCUCGGUGUAUAAUCCAAGAGGAAACAGCAAAGCUGAAAGAACGAUAAGGAUGAUUAAAAAGGUACUCAUCCACUUAGAACCUGAUUUGAUCAACUGGCCUGCUAAUUUGUAUAACGCAACGAACAUAGUUAAUAAUACUAAAAUGGUCUAUGGCUAUGCACCUUGUGAAAUUGCAUUUGCUAAAACUGCUCAUAUCGAUUACAAAAAAUACCCUUGGGCACCUCGACAAGAAAGACAAUGGAAUAAAAGACCGAACACUGCAGAACAUUUCCAAGAAGAAGAACAAGUCAACUUAGCAAUAUUCGGUCAUAAGUUGUUACAUGAUGCUCGAAAGAUUACAAAAGAUGAACGGUCCAAAGUUCGUGAAAUGUUAUCUAAAGUAAGAACAGAUACACAAAACGACGUGCAAUACAUAGUCGGAGACCCUGUUUAUCGACUACGACAGAAGAAUAAGAAACAUGAACCCACAUGGGAUGGUCCCUAUACAAUUUCACAACAAGUUGGAAACCACACAUAUAAGAUUAAAACCAAAAACGGAAAGGAAAGCAAAUAUACUUACCAUAGUACAAAGCUAAGACCGGCUUAUGCAGAGCAAGGCUCAGCUAUCCGAACGGCAGCAGAGUACACUAGAGUCUACAACGAUCAGGAACGAAAAUAUUACAUCAAGACACUAGAAGAUAUUAUAAAUGACAAGGUUUUCAAUUGA